Aspergillus ruber CBS 135680 is the source of this 3255-nucleotide messenger RNA. It is a transcript of the gene ams1, whose product is annotated as alpha-mannosidase. The transcript has 3 exons. Bases 1 to 3255 code for a protein of 1084 amino acids. Gene Ontology annotation, molecular function: alpha-mannosidase activity; carbohydrate binding. Gene Ontology annotation, cellular component: fungal-type vacuole membrane. NCBI's taxonomy places the organism in Eukaryota, Fungi, Ascomycota, Eurotiomycetes, Eurotiales, Aspergillaceae. Gene Ontology annotation, biological process: mannose metabolic process; oligosaccharide catabolic process. The record is from RefSeq and is a predicted model, not a curated record.
AUGGGUGGAGGUGCACCGCUGGGAGCUCCCAGCUCGCUUCCCCGGACGCCCAGUCACCCCGUCGGCCAGCGUAUCAAGGGCAUCUACACCGAUCGUCUGCAACAGUUCACGGCAACGGGACAGUAUGAGGGGCAAAAUCUUGUUUCCAAGUUCUUCGAAGCCAUCACCACCGACACCGACCAUAUAAACCUCUCCGUCUACUCCGUCCCCAACCUCGCCCGCCCAACCUUUGCCGAUGCAACCUCCCAUCCCUUCACCCCCACCCAAACCGGCGCCUCCUUCGGCCCCAGCUGGUCCACGCAUUGGUUCCGUAUCCGUCUCACCGUUCCCCGUGACAUGCGCGACAAAGAACACCUUGAAUUCCACUGGGACGCGAACAACGAGGGCCUCGUGUGGAGCGAGGACGGACGUCCGUUACAGGGACUCACGGGUGGUGGAGAACGGAUUGAGUGGGUCAUUCCGGAUGCGUGGAGGGAUGGAAAGGAGCAUGUGUUUUAUAUUGAGAUGGCGUGUAAUGGCAUGUUUGGGAAUGCGCCGGGUGGAGAUAGCAUUCAGCCGCCGAGUGAGGAUAGAUAUUACAAAUUGGAGACGGCGAGGAUUGUGGCGGUUAAUUUGGAGGCGAGGGGGUUGAAUUAUGAUUUUUGGAUUAUUGGUGAUGCGGCACGGGAAUUCCCUAGUGACUCGUGGGAAUCUCACGAAGCGAAUAUGGUCGCCAAUGCCAUCAUGGACGCUUUCAUUGUUGGCAACGGAAGCCAAGAGUCCAUCAAGGAAGGACGCCGAAUUGCAAGGAAGUACCUUGGUGACAAGGUUGACUCUUCUGAAGUCUAUGAUACCAACACGCAACCUAUUGUCUACGCCAUCGGACAUUGUCAUAUCGAUACCUGUUGGCUCUGGCCAUGGGCCGAAACAAAGCGCAAAGUCGCCCGGUCUUGGUCGAAUCAGUGUGAUUUGAUGGACCGCUACCCCGAGCACCGGUUCACGUGUUCUCAAGCACAACAAUUCAAGUGGCUGAAGCAGUACUAUCCCUCGGUUUUCGAGAGAGUCAGAGAGUGGGUGAAGAAGGGUCAUUUCCAGCCAGUCGGUGGCAGUUGGGUCGAGCAUGACACCAACUUGCCCAGUGGAGAGUCUCUGGUGCGUCAGUUUCUUUACGGACAGCGCUUCUUCCAGAGCAACUUUGGCGAGCGGUGCACCACCUUCUGGCUUCCAGAUACCUUUGGCUACUCAACCCAGAUUCCCCAAAUCUGCAGAUUGGCCGGCAUGAGCCGCUUCUUUACGCAGAAGCUCAGCUGGAACAAUAUCAAUAAUUUCCCCCAUACCACUUUCCAAUGGGUUGCACUCGAUGGCAGCCAAGUCAUGUGCCAUAUGACGCCGGCUGAAACGUACACGGCUAGCGCUCACUUUGGCGACGUGAGGCGUAGUGUGACCCAGCACAAGUCUCUGGAUCAAGACAACACCUCCCUUCUUGUCUUUGGCAAGGGAGACGGCGGCGGUGGCCCUACCUUUGAGCAUCUGGAAAAGCUGCGUCGCUGCCGUGGGUUGAGCGACAAAACCGGCUUGCUUCCCCGUGUAAAGAUGGGAAAUUCCGUCGACGAUUUCUUUGCUCAGCUUGAGAAGAAGGUUGCCGAAGGGACCAAAUUUGUCACCUGGCACGGAGAGCUAUAUUUCGAGCUGCACCGUGGUACAUACACCACCCAGGCGAAUAACAAGCGGAACAACCGCAAGGCGGAAUUCUUGCUACGUGAUAUUGAGCUUCUGGCGACAGUUGCUUCCCUAACCGACAAAAGCCGCCAGUACAAGUAUCCUAAAGAAGACAUAGAUGACAUGUGGGAGGCUACACUUCUAUGUCAGUUCCACGAUUGUCUACCCGGCAGCUGCAUUGAGAUGUGCUAUGAUGACUCGGACGAGCUUUAUGCCAAGGUCUUCGAGACCGGACAAAGGCUUAGAAAUGGCGCUUUGAAGACGCUUGGCUAUGGCCAUGGGCAUGAGAUGGUGGCCCUUAACACGCUCCCAUGGUCUCGCGCGGAGAUCGUUCGGAUCCCUGCUGCAUACGGGAUCUCCAACCCCGUCUCCAAUUAUGCCAUAGUCAGAGAUGAUGAAGUCAAAGAUGCGAGCCGGACAGAACUAUCUACCGUGACAGUUGCAGAGAUAAAGCCUGGCGUAUUCCAAUUGGAGAACAAGCAAUUGCGGGUCAUCGUUGAAAAUGGAGUUAUCACAUCUUUGUUCGACAUCAAGGCGAACCGUGAAAUUAUCGCGGAGGGAGGCAAAGCUGGUCAAUUGGUGAUUUUCGACGACAAGCCGCUUUACUGGCAAGCAUGGGAUGUAGAGGUGUUCCAUCUCGAAUCCAGAAAGGAACUAUCCUCAAGUCAGGCUUCCAUUGCCGAAGCGGAUCCGUACCGUGCCAGUGUCGUUACCGAGACCAAGAUCAGCGACAAGAGCUGGGUCAAGACGACCAUCAGCCUUGCUGCAUCUCAGGGUGAUGAACCGUCCUAUGUUGAGUUUGACAGUGAGGUGGAGUGGCAGGAGACCAUGAAGUUCCUCAAGGUUGAAUUCCCAGUGGACAUUACCAAUACAGAGGCGUCGUACGAGACUCAAUAUGGUAUUAUCAGACGGCCAACUCAUUACAACACGAGCUGGGACAUGGCCAAAUUCGAAGUUUGCUGCCACAAAUGGGCCGACCUCUCCGAGUAUGGAUAUGGCGUGUCAAUCUUGAACGAUUCCAAAUACGGCUUUGCAACCAGUGGUAAUAUGAUGCGUCUUUCUUUGCUCCGCGCGCCCAAGGCACCGGAUGCCCAUGCGGACCUGGGUCGUCACCACAUCCGCUACGGCAUUCUCCCACAUGAAGGACCUCUUGACUGGCGUACCGUUCGUGCAGGGUACAAUUUCAAUAACCCACUCAUCCUCGAAUCUUCAUCCGGCGAAAAAACGACUGUCCGACCCGUCGAACUCGUUGGCAAUGAAUCCCUUAUUCUCGAUGCGAUUAAGCGAGGCGAGGAUGACGAGGAUGUUUCUCGGGGCGGACUGCCCGUACGUCCUGGAAAGAGUGUUAUCCUCCGCAUCUAUGAGUCGUUGGGUGGCAAGAGCCGUGGAACUAUUCGGACCAAGCUCCCGGUUACGAAGGCUUUCAAGUGCAACGUGCUCGAAGACGACGAGGAGGAGCUUACCGUAUCACAGACGCUGCUUUCGAAGACUGAAAUUGGUAUCGAGCUAAGGGCCUUUGAGGUUGCGACUUAUCGGUUGCAGAUUGAUUCACAGUAG